CACGAUAUAGAGUUCAACAAUACCUUGAUCUUGUUGAAAGGAGUGUUCAUUCGUGUUCAUCUUCAGUCCCGUUCUGCCACAAGAACAUCGUGACUUUGCCUGCUCUUGUAUGGGACUACCCCCUCCUUUAAACCCGUAUCAUCAGGGUAUUCUUUGCUCAACCACCGAGAACGUCAGUUGCUUCACCAUGACCAACGACGACCUGCCCAUCGCGUUACGGCGCACACGCCGGAGCAUGCCCGCAUCCGCUCAUGAGCCUUCACCAGCUCCAGCACAAUCCCAAACACCACGCAAGGCACCAAAACGCCGAGUCCGCUUCUCAGACCCAGGCCCAUCAGGAUCAACAACACCACGAACAACCCGCACCCUCUCAACAGGUCUCACACCAAUGAUCAACCGCACAUCUCUAUCCCGAGGAGGAGUCGCACCCACCCCAUCAUCAUCAUCAUCCUCACGCCGCCGUCACUCCAUGCCAAAUCCACCCUCCGGCGCGGCAUCAGACCUCCCUCCAAGUGGCGAAGUCCACUUCCUCCCCCUCCGCCAAGUCCUCUCAGGCCGCGUCCAGCGCCGCAUCCGCCGCAACGGCCUUAGCGAGGAAAUGAACACCAUCACAGCCGAGAAGCGCGCCAGCGCAAAGCAAGCAAAGGAACAGCUCCAGACUCUCCGCGACCAACUCCGCCAAAAGGAUGCGGAAAUCUACGAGCUGCAGAAUGCUACCAUCAUCCUCGACACGGAGCGCAUCUGGGCUCUGGAGAAGGAGGUUGAUGACCUCAGGAGCCAGCUAGCGGACAGAUCUUCUGCGUCCGCGGCAGCGAGGCAGAAGAGCUGCUUCGACUGGACGCUCGCGGCGCGGGACCCGUUCGCCGACGACUUUAUGGAGACGGACACCGUCGAGGCGGAGUCGGUGUGCGGGGAGAGGGUGCAGUAUGCUGACGAGACGGUGUUUGGGGAGGCGACGAUGGCGGAGAUGGAGUGUAGUACGCCCACGCGGGUGAGGUCUUCGUUCCUGACGCCGCCGCUGACGAGUCCUGUUGCGGCUGGGCCUGCUACGCCUUCUUCGCUUCGGGGUAAGCAGAGAGUUAGGGUAUCGGCGCCGUCGGAUGCCGGUGUGCAGGCUGACUUCCCUGAUCCAGAGAAGAAGCGGCUCGAAGAGGAGUUGGCUUCUUUGAGACUGGAGAUGUCGAAGCUCACCGGCACGUUGGAGUCGUACUCUGCUCUUACCGAGCGACUAUCCCAGAAGCUCGCCGCUAUUCCGCCUGAAGACACGGCGUCGGAUUAUUCCAUCGCUACAAUCGAGACGCAAAUCACAAGCCUCCUACGUACGAUUUCCGACCGCACCGCCGCGCUGCAGGACCUCAACGGAUCCCUCUGCGCCCUAGGCUUCCCCGGCUCCGAUGGCGCCGAGGUCGUGACCUCGCUCUCAGCCGCGCUGCGAACCGCCCGCUUGGAGCUGGAGUACCUCACUCCCGGCGAAAUCACUCUCCCGCUCUCCUCCCGCGGCGCAGAGGUUCUAGAUCUACUGCUCACGAGGCUGCGCGACCUCGCGAAGCGCGCAAAGGAGGAUGAGGCGUCGAUAGACGAGUAUCAUGAGCUGGAACUCUCUCUCCGCCAACAAUUGGGUGCGCGGGUCGCCGUGAUGGGCGAGCUAGAAACCGAGCUUAAACGCGCGAGGAAGGGACUUCAAGAAAAAGACGGCCAUGUGAGCGAGCUCGAGGUCAGCGUCGAGAGGCUCAAGGGCGCGGUGGCGGGCUACGUGCGUGACAUCAGCGAGCUGGAAGGCGUCGUAGGCAACAUGGAAAGCGAGAACCGCGACGCGAUGGCGACCAAGGACGCGCAGGUUGAAGUCGGGAGACGGGUUCUGCGCGCCAAGGAGGAUGUGAUCGCAAAGCUGGAGACGAAGCUUUCGGAUGCGGUGGCGCAGGGCCGGUCGUUGCGGAAGAGGCUUACUGAGGCGGAGGAAGCGAGGACGAAAGAAGUCGCGGAGGUGACUAGGCGGGGUGGUGCAGCGCUGGCGGUAAGGGAUGCGAGGGUUAGGGAGUUGAGGGAGGAAUUGGAAAGGGUGAAUGCUGGGUUGAGGGCUGCGCAUGAGGGGAUUAAGGAUUUGAGGGUUGAGAAGAGGGGUUUAGAGGGGGAGAUGGUGAGGGAGAGGGAGGCGGCGAAGGGGGUCAUUGAGGGGAUGAGAGGGGAGCUGGAGAGGGUUGUUGGGAUGAGCCGGGAGUUUUUGGGACCCGGGGCGGAGGAUGAGGCCGGAGCGGAUGAUGCGGGGCCGAAGAGUGGAGCCAUCGGCGGGUCGGAGUCUGGAGCCAAGAGGGGCCUGCUUGCGGGAGAUUUGGCGCGGCGGUCAUCCGGGAGAAAGAGGAGAAGGUAUGACAGCGGGCUGGGAUUCCUGGAAGAGGAUGAGGUUGAUGCAUGA
This is a messenger RNA of Colletotrichum scovillei, 2413 nucleotides long. RefSeq lists its product as uncharacterized. The transcript has a single exon. NCBI's taxonomy places the organism in Eukaryota, Fungi, Ascomycota, Sordariomycetes, Glomerellales, Glomerellaceae. The coding region runs from base 110 to 2413 and encodes 767 amino acids. The record is from RefSeq and is a predicted model, not a curated record.